Branchiostoma belcheri (Belcher's lancelet) is the source of this 1836-nucleotide messenger RNA. RefSeq lists its product as uncharacterized. The transcript has 2 exons. The record is from RefSeq and is a predicted model, not a curated record. Bases 575 to 1447 code for a protein of 290 amino acids. Lineage: Eukaryota; Metazoa; Chordata; Leptocardii; Amphioxiformes; Branchiostomatidae.
ACUUGGCGGGUGGGCUGCCGUCCAACUCCACAAGUCAAGUGGGACCGGACGACCAAUCACGUGCGCACACCAUUUAGACAAAUACUUGCUGUCCCCGCAGGAGAUCGAAGUUUUGAGACGAGCCAGGUUGUAUUACAUCAGCACAUCGCGUUUUUUCGGGUGUCCGGACGGGAGUAAAAGGGGCCCGUGCGGUCAGGUCUUCUCUUGAAGUCAGAGGAAGUCUCCGUGAAUCAGUAGACCCCAGCAUCCGGCGGCUGAAUGUGUACGAUACAGAACUUGUGAGGAAUUACUAGUAAUAAUCUUUCCAGUGGAACGCACGGAGGGUAUCGAUGUCGACAGGACGUUCCGCCGAGAGCUCGUGUUGACUGCUUGCGGUCUGUGUGUGCCCGAUCCACCGCCGGGCGUUGGGCAGAACAUACCAUGGUUCCCGUUGGCGUCUGGUGUCCACUCUUCAACUGAGGGUCGUGGAAAAAAGUGACGAACAAAAUCUACUUGUAAGACUUAGACAUCACCGCUGAGAAGAGAAGAGGAAAGUUUCAUUCCACGCAGGCCUCUGGGAUGUGAAGUUAAAACCAUGGCAAAAUUACAAGGUAGCCAGUGCACGAGAUUCGCGUGGAUUUUGUUGGUGUGUGUCCUGAACAUUGCGGACUGCUCUACCGGCUCGGUGGCGCUCGGCCGCCAUCUUUUAUCAGACGAUGACUCGGACGCGACUGACCACACCAUCGCUACCCUGACGGACUUCUGGCAGCGGGUCAAGGCGGCUGUGCAGGACACAGAGGUCAAACUGGACGACACGUCGCCGACAGAGCCGCUGUUCGGGAAAGAUGACGCCCCAAUCGGCCCCCCUCCCCAGACCAGCGCGCUCGCAAACGACAUCGUCACGCAGAUCCUCUCAGCGGUCGCCCAGGGCAACGAGCAGCGGGCCAGCAACGAGGAUCUCCUCUCCAACCUCACGGCCAGAGUCGUCAGCAUCGAAUCUGAACUUGCCCGUGUGAGAAAGGUCAACGACAGACUGCACGAUCAGGUCCGGAAUCUGACGGCCAUCAAGAAGGCGUCGCGCGACAAGCGCAGACGGCAUCACAGCUCCGUGGCUCGUCUCUCCCGCGCCAUCACCAGGCUGCAGGGCGAGCUGGAGAAGGAGAAACACCGCGUCAGGCGGUACGAGGAGGAGCUGGCCUUCAUGUCGGAGAGACAGGAGCGGCUGGAGGGCAGGAUCGCCGAGAUCACGCUCAUGUUCCGCGACCAGCACCCGCUACUGGACCCCGACCCCUCCGUCAAGGAAAUCAAGUCCGCAGACGGACGGUUGCUGUCCCCUCUACCCGAAGGAAGCAGCCAAGACAAGGCGGAAGACAAGAAAGACGGCGAAGACGCACACGGGGAAGACGAAGAAGACGACUAUUACUACGACUACAACGAACACACGGCAAGAACGCCAAAAGAACAGUAGGAAUACUACACUACCCGUCCGUCUAGCAUGUAGCAAAGAAAUUAUCAGAGAAAAUACGCUAUAAAACUUUGUUUCCACUUCGUCGUUAGCAGUGGCAGGUAUAUAUUACGUUCUGUGUUUGGCAGCUGAUGUAUCACAAAGAAAGAUUUGUAUGUAAAAGGUAGAUAAGAAUCGACAGACACUUGAGCCUGAGUGCUCCCCCGUGUGUAACAAAGUGGGCUCGACGUUGUACAAAGAUAUUAUCGUGAAACUGAUGUGUAUCUCGUUCCCAGGACGACAUCUCGUGACCAGAGUGUCUCACGCGUAGACCGUUGUAUACUUAAACUUAGGCCGUUUUGAUUUGAUUAUAUGGAUGACAUCCACGCGCGCAUAAAUUUUCCGUUAGCAAA